CCGCCGCAUCCCCCUCGAAAACCGUGCCACCAGCCAGAUCCAUCCACCUCCUCCCUGUUUUCUGGCGCCCUCCACCUCAUCCUCGCCACGUGGCGCCGCCUGAGUGGUCGCGCCGCCACCCAGCAUCGCUCCCCUCCAACCGCAGCUGGCCACGUCGCCCCUGCCUCCCUCCUCCACCUCGCGCGGCCCGCAGAGCCCGUCCGAGGCCCGCUCAGGCCCGAAUCGCCUCCGUCCGGGCGCCCGCUCGCCUCCCGGCCCCGCAGCUCUGCUCGAUGGGAUCGAGAGAGAUCCUGAGCACCACCGCCUCUCGCCUCCCGCCGGCGACCCGGCAGCCCCGCCGGAGCCAGCAGGCCGCCAUGGACGCCGACCCCAUCGAGGUCUUGUCGCCCCGAGCUCGGCCUCGGGUCAGAUCCGGCCGGAAACGGGGCCCCGCCUCCUCCCGUGGCUGGAUCCGCCCAUCCCUGUCCUCUCCUCGCGCCCCGGCCUCCUCCUGGCGCUCGCCGCCGGCGCCGCCUCCGCUCGUCCUCGUCGGGCGAGGACGACGCCCUCGCCUCCCCGUCGCGCCCCGCGUGGGCCUCCCCAGGCCCAGCCGUAGCCAGCCCCAGGCCCCGCCGAAGCCGCGCCAGGCCCAGCCGGCCUCCUCCACCGAGCCGGCCCAAGUGCCGUGGUGAGCAGCCCCCCCCACUGUUGGCCCAGCCAGAUUCGGCCCAGAAUAGAUUUUUUUCCGUUUUGCGAUUUGUCUAUUAUUCCGCUGAAUUACAGUUUUGCAGA
This is a messenger RNA of Triticum aestivum (bread wheat), 771 nucleotides long. Its product is annotated as translation initiation factor IF-2-like. NCBI's taxonomy places the organism in Eukaryota, Viridiplantae, Streptophyta, Magnoliopsida, Poales, Poaceae. The record is from RefSeq and is a predicted model, not a curated record. The transcript is spliced from 2 exons. Bases 273 to 671 code for a protein of 132 amino acids.